Arachis duranensis is the source of this 1323-nucleotide messenger RNA. RefSeq lists its product as uncharacterized. The record is from RefSeq and is a predicted model, not a curated record. The transcript has a single exon. Lineage: Eukaryota; Viridiplantae; Streptophyta; Magnoliopsida; Fabales; Fabaceae. The coding region runs from base 1 to 1323 and encodes 440 amino acids.
AUGAGGCAGGACGAACAUCUUGGGCAGCUAGCUAGAUUUGGCGCUAGAGAUACCGACGGGUCUGUCGGUAUAACAGAGUUCCAGGUUGGUCAACAAUUCCAGGAUAAAGAUGAGGCGCUGUUGAGUGUCAAGACGUAUAGCAUCCGCCGAGGGGUACAGUACAAGGUGGUUGAGUCUGACUAUCGCCGGUACGUGGGAAAGUGUUCUGAGUUUGGGAAUGGGUGCACAUGGUUGAUUAGGCUGAGCCUCCGACAGCGCAAGGGCAUCUGGGAAGUCAAGCGGUACAACGGGUCGCAUACCUGUCUCGCCACCUCCAUCUCCAGUGACCAUAGGAGCUUGGACUACCACGUGAUAGCGACAUUCAUCAUGCCAAUGGUUAGGGCUGACGCAUCCGUCAACAUCAAGGUGCUUCUAAAUGCAACGGCAGCACACUUUUGCUUCAGGCCUACAUACCGGAGGGUGUGGAUGGCCAAGCAGAAGGCAGUAGCAAUCAUCUACGGGGAUUGGGAUGAGUCGUACAACGAGCUCCCUCGGUGGGUCUUAGGAGUUCAGUUGACUAUGCCUGGCACUGUAGCAGUCCUCAGGACCUGCCCUGUUCGAGUUGGUGGACAGGUGGAUGAGUCUCAGGCUUAUUUUCAUAGGAUGUUCUGGACUUUUCCCCCUUGUAUCGAAGCAUUUCGUCAUUGCAAGCCGUUGGUGGGUAUUGACGGCACCCAUCUAUAUGGCAAGUAUGGGGGAACGUUGCUUGUGACGAUUGCACAGGACGGGAAUUCCAACGUACUCCCUGUGGCAUUCGCACUAGUUGAGGGUGAGAAUGCUGAGUCAUGGUCCUUCUUUCUCUCCCACCUCCGUCAGCACGUGACACCUCAGCCAGGUCUGUUAGUUAUUUCAGAUAGGCAUAACGGCAUCAAGGCAGCACUUGAUGCACCUGAUGGGGGAUGGCUACCUCCGUCUGCAUAUCGGGCAUUCUGUAUUCGACACGUUGCAGCGAAUUUCGCCCUCACCUUUAAGGGCAAAGAUGCCCGGAGGCUUCUUGUGAACGCCGCAUAUGCGAAGACCGAGGUGGAGUUUGACUACUGGUUCGACAUCCUGCGCUCUGAGGAUCCGGCAAUGUGUGACUGGGCGAACCGAAUUGAGUACUCGUUGUGGACACAGUACUGUGAUGAGGGUUGGAGAUUCGGGCACAUGACGACCAAUAUAUCAGAGUGUGUCAAUUCAAUCCUGAAGGGGGUAAGAAACCUCCCUGUUUGCUCGCUGGUGAAGGCCACAUACGGAAGGCUGGCUGAGCUAUUUGUCCGUAAGGGUAGGGAGGCCGAGGCUUAG